UUAACGUUAUUUGUACUUUUUUAAAUUAUCCCUUCGAUGCUAAUAUUGUUAUCAUGUUCUGCUUAUGUUGUAGAUGUAGAAGAUUAGUAACGGUGAACUUUAUACUACUACAAGAGAUACUGCUUAUAGCACACCGAUGAGUCCCAGUUUAUUAAGAAUUUGUGUAGGGCCUGUUUCAGUGGUUCUAAUAAUUUCUUCUAAGGUUACAUUGUACCCAAGAACUUUCUCCUGCGGGAAAGUGUAGCACCACAGUUCGUUAGCAGGUGUGUUGGGGAUUCUUUGCAGAAUCUGCACUUUCCGUGUAGGGUUAUGCCAAUUAUCUUCAGAUGUCCAUUUCGUUUGUAGUGUCCUGUUAAGAAUCCUGUUAAGAUUCGUAGUUUGUUAGUGCAUUUUGCUACCUCUUUCAUUUAAAAAUUGGGUUAGGAGGUUCUUGGAUUUUUUUUAUCGUUCUGAAGUGCUCAUUGAUAGUGUGGAAACCUCUGCCACAGAAGAGUUUCUGAUUGUGUUUCUCUCAUUCUAAUUUCUCAGCAUACCAUAUUGAUUUUUGAAAAUAAAAUCCAUAAAACAGUGUUGUCUGUAGGUAUUUUUAAAACGGAUCGUAUAUCAACGGCUAAUUAGGCACCGCUGAAUGCAACAAACAUUAAUAAAGGCUAAAUAAGGUUUCAAUCCAAAACAGUAUCCUCAGCUUGAGUAGUAUCAACAAACCUGCGUCCUUAUGUAAAAUUCAAAGCUACGGCUCAGGAAAUAAGUGUGCCAUGACUCAGCCUACUAUAAAUUAAUUACCUUCUUCUUGUUACGUUUAAUCUGCUACACGCGGCUUACAGCGAUAAAAUGAAUUUAUUACCGACGCCCGUUUCUCGUUAUUACCUUCUUCGGCAUUAUAUUAAACUCGACUAUAGGCCCGAUUUUUAUCCGGAAAACUCGUAAAAUAAAUCUUUGUUUUUUUCCAAACACAUAUGUUUCACUAAUUUGUCCCACCGUCAUAUGGAAUCGUUGGGAAUAUUUUUGGAAACUUGUCCAUCAAUAAAUAAUUUGACGUUUCCAAUGGCAAGAAGCUUGUUUAUCCUAUUUAUUGCCGGAUUAUUUGCGGUCAUCGGCUCCAUUAAGAAUCCAAAAUCUUUCAAAAGUGACAAAAUUGUAGUAAAUAAACAACAGACUGAAGAAUAUCAAUCCAAAUUUAUCAGCAGACAUUUAAAUGUUACUCUACAAGAAUUGUACUCCACAUUUUUAAACAACUUUAAAUCGUUUAUCAACUUAUUCGAGAGUAAUAAUAAAAUGACCGAAGAAGAUUUUCGAUUCAAUGGCCUUGAUGUUAGCAAAAUUUUAAAUGCCACUAUUACUAGUACCACUAGUAAUCUUUUAAACAACAGUAAUAUUUGGUGGAUCGUUUCUAAAAAAAAAUGCAAUGAAAACAACAGAUCGUACACAGACGUUCGCGAUUUGUUUUUGGCAGCAGGUAUCAAAGCAGGAAACGACAUCAAAAAUCAAUUCGUGUUCGAACCACCGGGCGAAUUCGUCAAACUGAGCCCGGACCAGCGAGCCGAGAGAAAGAUGAUAUUGUUCAAAGCAUCUUGGAAAUAUUUUUCCAAGCUCGAUAUGACUCCAUUGGCCGAAAAUCUGACCCAGUUGUUUACCGAUCUCCAAAAUAAUUCUAAGACUAAUUGUCAAAACCUAGAUGAACUGGCUGAUUUGCUAAAAAACCGUUACUUAAUACCUUCCAGCCGGUUUAUUCUUGAUGAAUACAAUUUGAGAAAACCCAAAGUCCCAAUAACCGAGAAUAAUAAGGUGGAUGUGGCUACAGAUGUCCCAGCUUCUGUGUCUGCAAAGGUGGAUGUGGCUGCAGAUGUCCCAGCUUCUGUGAUUACAAAGGUGGAUGUGGCUGCAGAUGUCCCAGCUUCUGUGACUACAAAGGCGGAAAUGGCUGCAGACGUCCCAGUUUCUGUGACUACAAAGGCGGAAAUGGCUGCAGACGUCCCAGUUUCUGUGACUACAAAGGUGGAAAUGGCAGCAGACGUCCCAGUUUCUGUGACUACAAAGGUCGAUGUGGCUACAGAUGUCCCAGCUUUUGUGGCUACAAAGGUGGAUGUGUCUACAGAUGUACCUAUUUUUGUGACCACACAGACGGAUGUAUCAACAGACGUACCAUUAUCUGCAACUACGGUGGUGGAUAUGGCCACAGAUGUACCACUAUCUGCAACUACAAAGGAAAAAGUGGAUAUGGCCGCAGACGUACCACUAUCUGGAAGCGCUCAGGUGGAUACGUCUACAGAAAUUCCAGCAACGGAGAAUACUCAGAGGAAUAUGCCCAACGAAACAACCGAUUAUGGAAUUAGCCAGGUAAUCGCUAAAGUUUUAUCCCGGUUAUUCUGCAGACAUGGCGAGUGUAAGGUGAGCAUGUUACCUAAAACUGCUGUACCAAACAAUAUCCAGAUAGAAUCAGUGUCCUCAGAGUUACCUGGAGGUGACAAGGUAUCCACCGAAACCCAUGAAAUGGAGAAUGCCCAGUUUGCUCAAAAUAAAGAUAUGGAAACGUCUAUCAGAACAACUAUUUCGGGAAGUAAACUGGAGGAUUUUGAGUUUACAAUGUUACCACUAUCUGUUAAUACGAAGGGGGAUGGAUUUGCAGAAACUCCGGUUAUGAGAUCCCAGGUGAACGUUGUAUCAAUAGAAACACCGGCAACCGAGAAUUCAAAUGUGGAUGAUAUGUCUGCAGGAACCACGUUAUAAGAAAGUACCCCGUAGGCGGAUGGUGAUUUAUAGGAGCUACGGUAAUAUCUAUCUAAGUAAAAUUGAUUAAAAAACUCACCGAAUACUCCAACUUUUUUAUCCGAAGAGCAUUCAAGAUUAUAAAAAUAAAAUGUUACAUU
Molecule: messenger RNA, 2867 nt
Organism: Cimex lectularius (bed bug)
Lineage: Eukaryota; Metazoa; Arthropoda; Insecta; Hemiptera; Cimicidae
Exons: 32
Coding region: 985-2727 (580 amino acids)
Source: RefSeq, a predicted model, not a curated record